CGCCUGCCUGGGCUGCAGGCCGCUGUGCCUCCUGUCUCUCUGGAAGGAGCCAGUGUGUCUCUUGGUUUCCGGAAAGGCAAUAAAACAAAUGCAGACUCAUAGUUUUUCCCCUGGUGUAGCGCUGUCACACAAACAGCGGCACUGCUAGGAGCGAGCUACUGCAUUCCCCGACGCGACUUUUCAGACAGCCCCGAAAUCACCUCCUCGCCCUAGUACCUUGGCUUCUUAAACUCAGAUUUAAACAUCUCUCGGGGUUUAUAAUCAGAAUGUACAUGAAAAAGAUUUUUUAUUUCAGUGUGUUGGAGUUUCGACCCUUUUGAGAGCCCAUUCACUUAAACUCAUUUUUUGGUAUCUGUGCGCAGAGCUCCUGGCAAGUAUGAGGCGAGGGUCUCUUGAAGCAAACAUGCAGGAGAGCUCUCCACUGCCAUGUGCAUAGGCUGCUGAGUCCUGAAGGGACCACAGGAACAGGGGGAAAGACUGUUCCAGAGAAGACAUGGCUGGCAGAGAGGAGAAGACGAAGAGUGCGAACAGAGUGCUGAGGGUCAGUCAGCUGGAUGCCCUUGAACUGAACAAGGCUCUGGAGCAGCUCGUGUGGUCCCAGUUUACUCAGUGCUUUCAUGGAUUUAAGCCAGGGCUCUUAGCUCGCUUUGAACCAGAAGUGAAAGCAUGUCUGUGGCUUUUCCUAUGGAGGUUCACCGUCUACUCCAAAAAUGCCACUGUGGGGCAGUCAGUUUUGAAUAUUCAGUACAAAAAUGAUUUCUCUUCCAAUCCAAGAUACCAACCACCAAGUAAAAAUCAGAAACUGUGGUACGCUGUGUGCACCGUUGGGGGUAGAUGGUUAGAAGAACGAUGUUACGAUUUGUUUCGAAACCGUCAUUUAGCAUCUUUCGGGAAAGUCAAACAGUGCAUGAAUUUUGUGGUUGGACUUGUAAAAUUAGGUGAGUUGAUAAACUUCUUGAUUUUUCUACAGAAGGGAAAGUUUGCAACUUUGACAGAACGCCUCCUUGGCAUUCAUUCUGUAUUUUGCAAGCCCCAGAACAUGCGUGAAGUUGGCUUUGAGUACAUGAAUAGGGAACUUCUCUGGCAUGGUUUUGCUGAGUUUCUGAUUUUCCUAUUACCACUCAUCAAUAUCCAGAAGUUGAAAGCCAAAUUGUCUUCCUGGUGCAUACCCCUUACCGGCACUGUUAGUGACAGUGCGCUAGCCAGCAGUGGCAAAGAAUGUGCUCUAUGUGGAGAGUGGCCCACAAUGCCUCACACCAUUGGAUGUGAACACGUGUUCUGUUAUUACUGUGUUAAAAGUAGCUUCCUAUUUGACAUGUACUUUACCUGUCCUAAGUGUGGCAUAGAAGUGCACAGUGUGCAGCCACUGAAAUCAGGAAUUGAAAUGUCAGAAGUGAAUGCUCUUUAGAAACCAAAUUGUUUCCUCUGCAGGAAAAUGUAUUGUGUGUCCUUGGUAUUAGUCAUCAUCAAUGUCAUGUGUAGGUGUCUUUGAAAAGGCGUGUGCUGCUCAGCCACUGUCCUCUUCUUUUCUAAGAGCCACUAAAUUCUAAUCACUGGAAACUAAAUGAUAUGAGAGAAUCUUAUAAAUGUUCAGGUUAUUUUUUUUAAAUCAUCUAUUAAAUUUUUUAAUGUCAAGAAUAAUGGGGAAUUUUUGUCAGAUGAAUACUGAGAAUGACUAAGAAUGCUUCUUCAUAGAAAAGGUCGAACUCUAAAAAUAAAAGAUUUUUGAGACUCUGA
Molecule: messenger RNA, 1737 nt
Organism: Myodes glareolus (Bank vole)
Lineage: Eukaryota; Metazoa; Chordata; Mammalia; Rodentia; Cricetidae
Gene: Pex2
Product: peroxisomal biogenesis factor 2
Biological process (GO): protein import into peroxisome matrix; very long-chain fatty acid metabolic process; fatty acid beta-oxidation
Cellular component (GO): peroxisomal membrane; Cdc73/Paf1 complex
Molecular function (GO): zinc ion binding
Source: RefSeq, a predicted model, not a curated record